AUAAAGACCUCCAAUUAUUUUCCAAUUCUCGACACGGCAUACUUUUUCCUGGUCAGACCUAUUCAACAACAGCGCAUGUUUCUGUUCCAAGAGAUAUAUAUGGAAUUUUCCACAUCAUAGUUAAAACUGACAUUUACAAUGAAGUGUUCGAGCAUCUCAGCAAAGAUAACAAUUGGCUUUCCUCUAAUAAUCUAACAGUCACACUGACCCCUCCUCCUGACCUUUCCGUGAUUGAUUUUUGGAUACAUCCGUCUUCUAGUCUGUCAACUGGCGAUAUUGCUGAGGUUAAGUGGACCGUAAAGAAUAUUGGACUUAGAACACCCUACAUCAACUCAUGGUUGGAUGAACUGGCCUUGGAACAGAAUGAUUCAAAGAAAAUUCUAGGACGUUUUCCCAUAUUCAAAACACUUCCUCCAAAUGAAAAUUAUACCUACUCAACAACGUUAACUGUUGACUCUAAGACGGAAAGUGGAUGGUAUAAUAUAUCCCUGAAAACUGAUAUGGGGUCAAACGUCUUUGAACUGGAAACGCGUACCAAUAAUAUUAAAAUAGUUCCUAUUUUUAUCAGACAAGCUUUGCCAGAUCUGCAAAUUGACGAAAUGACAACAAAUCUUUCCAUAGAUAGUCUAGGUUAUAACUUACUAAAUGUAUCAUGGGUUGUUCGAAAUGUUGGAAAAGGGCCUACAAUAAAUGAUUAUUGGACAGAUACAAUUUUUCUCAGUGAAAAAGAUAACAAUGGUUUUUACUCGGAAAGAAUUCUUUCGAAUAAGGCUAUUCGAAUUCCUGGCUUACAAUGCAACUACACAUACACAAAAAAUGUUCUGAUAAAGCUAAGUGAAAGGCUGUAUGGUAUGAAAAAUAUUUCGAUAAAUGUUGAUAAAUUUCAAGUUUUGUAUGGAGAUAAUAUAAGGGACAACAUAGCAACCCAAGAAGUAAGUAUACCACUACGAUCUCCAAAUCUGAGAAUUAUCUCAACGAAGUUGUUGAAUGGUACUCUGUAUAGUGGAAGAAUUGGCGAAAUAUCAUGGACAGUAGUUAAUACAGGAUUACCUAUUCCAGAGGACAAAUUCUGGAGAGAUUCUUUAACUUUGCAUGCGGAUACAGAAAUUCCAGUAACAAAUCUACCAAAAAUUACAUCAUAUAUCAAAGGCCCAUUACAAAAUCGCAGUUUUUAUACCGAAAUUGCACGCAUAAUUGUUCCUAAAAACUUUAUUGGAUAUUUAUCUGUCAGAAUAAUAGUAAACAACCAUGGGGAUUUGUUUGAAGGAAACAGCUAUGAGGAUAAUGCGAUGACCAUACCUAUUACCGUUUUAUCACCCCCCUCACCCGAUCUGGUUGUCACAAAAAUAAACAGUUAUCUCCUGCACGGCACACGUACUGCAUAUGUGUCUUGGACAGUUGAAAAUUCCGGAAACUCCAUGAGUACAACUACACAAUGGGUGGAUGCCAUUGGUAUUAAAUUAUCUGAUGAAAAUAAAACUUUAAUUCUAUCAAAAUUUAAUCAGUCAUUGCAACUUGAAUCUGGUGCUCAGUGCACAUUAAAUCAAACAAUAUUAAUACCUUCGGCAAUAAUUGGUGAAUUGCAAUUCUAUGUUGUCAUUGACUUCGAGGAAAAUAUUGAAGAAAUAAAUGGCGAAGCAAACAACUGGAAAGAAGACAGUCACAGAUAUAUAUUUACUGGUAUUCCUAGAGCAAAUCUUAUAGCCACUAUAAUUUCAACAGAGAUUUGUUCAUUGGAGGAUGACAAUUAUGUCUGCAUAUCGUACAACGUUUCUAACAUUGGUGGACAAUCUACCGAAAAAUCCUCAUGGUAUGACGCUAUUUUUGUUUCUUUUAACCCAAACUCUACUACUGUGAGCUUGCAAAACCUUCACAAUAUAGCUUUACUCACACACAUUGGAGAACUAUCCCCAUCCGACGUCUAUACCGUAAAUACUACAGUAACAGUCCCUCAGGAUUUUGAAGGAAAUGAAACAUUCUUCUACGUGUACCCGGAUUAUGAAAUUCAAACUAUAUCAGAAAACCAAACCUUUGAAAUAAAUAACGUGAUAUCCUCGGUCGAACAUGUAUUUUAUGUUCCUCCAAGAAAGCCAUGUGUAAAUUUGAACGCACAUAUUUUGUCCAGAAUUAAUCCCAAAAACGGAGGUGAGCCAAUGAAAAUGCUUUUAAAUAUAACAAACAAUGGUACUUGUGAUAUUUAUAAAAGUUUUUUCGUCGCCAUUUAUCUAAGUAAAGAUGUCAACUAUGAUAUGUUUGAAAGAAAAAUUAAAACACUCAGAGUAGAUGAACCUAUUUUGGCAAACAGCACAAUAUCUACCGAGGCAAAGAUAGAUCUUCCUUUUAUACAUGAAACGCAGGAUUAUUCCUUGGUAAUUCAAGUGGAUUCUCGAUCCGAAAUUAUUGAAAUAAAUGAAGAUGACAAUAUUGCAAUAACAUUUCUUAUCAUACAAAAAAAUCUCAGGACCGAUAUUGCUGUAUCAAAUGUAACUGCACCAGCGGAAGUAGACUAUGGAAAGAAUAUCACUUUAAGUUGGUCAGUUUAUAAUGAUGGCGCUGAAACUGCCCGAGGAUACAAAUGUGACUAUGUGUAUUUUUCCCAGGAUCUACAAUGGGAUAUAAGUGAUUAUCAGUUCGGUGAAACACAAUGUAAAUCGUUUGCUAUAAAAUCGAAAAAUGUUUCUCAUGGGAUACUUAAUACAUAUACAGCUCAACUUCCUCCUCUGGCUGCAAGAUCAUACAGAACAAUCGUUAAAGUAAGAACAAAUUUAGAAGACUAUAAUCCGAAAAACAACAUUGCAGUUUCCAUAAACAGUACGAAUAUAACAUUUCCUCAAUGUGCUCUAGGGGAGAAUCUAACAUUUAAUAUUGCCCCUGCCGAAUCAAUGGUUAUACGCAUCCCAGAUGUACCUGCAGAUCGUUCCCUUCUUGUCAAAACUAGAAGCCAGACGAGUGUCAUAUUUCACGAAGUUUUUAUAAAGCUUGGAUCUGCGCCAAGUGACUCUAAUUUUGACAGCACAGUCCUUGAUCCGUAUCUAACCAGUCAAGAAAUAUCGAUUCAGAAUACACGAGAAGGAGAUUACUACAUCUUAGUUAAAUCACACGAAUCUGAUCUCCAAAAUGCAUCCACUUCGAUUACGUUAGAAGCUAAAAUUGCAAAAUUUGAAAUUUUAAACUUUUAUCCAAAAUAUGUAGCAUUGCUAGGGAACGUGACCCUAAAAAUAUAUGGCACCCUUCUCCCAGAGGACUUUACGGCUUUUCUUUACAACGAAACUUUCCAACUUCAGUGUCAGAAACAAUACUGGUUUUCGUCCUCCAUGGUGGCGGCCACAUUUGACUCAAGAACUUUACAAAUCAACUCAAGCUACAGAUUGAAUUUAACUGACGGUGAAUCAAAACAGACAGCCUCACUACCGAUUGCUUUGACUGUUGUUAAAGGAAUAGCUGGAAAGGUUGUUACUAAAAUAUCGGUGCCUGGUCCACUACAAGAUGAUGACAUAGGAGAAAUAAAGAUAGAUUAUGAAAAUGUGGGUCAAACUGAUGCUACUUCUCAGAUAUUUCGAAUACGAGCAGAAGGAAAUGGCCUGCUAAUGUUAGUAAACAACAAACAAAGCAAGCGUUGGACUAAUAGUAUUACAGUAAUUGGGGGAUCAUCAGACGGGCCUGGAGGAAUACUCUCACCUUCAGGGACCGGUCGGUUAUCCAUUAAAGUAAAGUCUGAGAGUAGAAGAGUCCAAAUUACCCUUGCAAAGAUUCUUGAAACAGAUGAAUCAACACAUUCGUACCUGAAUAUGAAAAACACUUUAAGACCUAAAUAUUAUGAUAGAAGUAAUUGGGAUCGGGUGUGGGAAAAUUUUAUUCAGCUUGUGGGAAAAUCAUGGUUUUCGCUGCAAAACAAGUUGUCCGAAAUCAGAAAUGAAAUGUCUUUGGUAGAGCAGCAGCAACUUUCAUUCAAUGAAAUCAUGCAGCAAAUUAUCGAUAUUGCAGAUGGUGUCGGCGAAAAGCAUUACAUGGCUGAAUUUUCAGACUUUGCAAAUUUUGGAUCAUUAGAGAAAACUUUAUUAGAUACCGUUCGUGCCUACCCUCGCAGAAUAGGUUUAAGAGGUGUCGAUGGUGCUUUUGGAAUAGGAUGGAUAGCCCCAAUUUGGGAAUGCUAUCUGGAAGGUAUGGAUGAGGUGCUGGCACUUAUGAACUGGAAAAGAGAAGAAAUUGUAUUUACGGCAUAUUCAUAUGGGAUAUAUUCCAAUGAAGAUAUAGGAAAUCUUACAAUGAUUAGUGAAGAUUUGGUUUCUUUUUUGGAUCCCAAAACUAAAGAUGUGUUUCAUUUUAAUGUCACAACUGGAAACGUUUCUUCUAUAGUGAGGCAAAAUGUAAAGUUUAAUCUUUUCUAUGACAACCUACAGACUUUAACAAGAAUCACAUAUGGUGGAAAUACGUUGGAUUUUUCUUAUAAUGACAAUUCGAAAAUAGAAGCAAUAAAUAGGAGGGAACUAUCAGGAAAUUUUGAAACUUGCUUGUACUCCUACACAGAGAAAAACUUCCUUUCUACUGUAAAAUGUGGGAGUCAUGUUACAUCCUAUCUAUACAGCGAAAUAGGUCAUUUAAUGAGAAUUUCUGAAAGUUCUGGUUUACUUCACGCGAUACGAUAUUCGAGUGACGGCCGUUUGAAGUCAGUGGACAAGUAUGUAAAUGAACGGCUCAUUUCUCGUACAGUAUACAACGAUCACUUGAAUGGAAGAAUUGAUGCAUGGACCAUGCCACAAAAUAUUAUAGAAUCGUACUGGAUAACAACUCAAGGUCAUAUAGCUGGCUUAAAAAAGAACUUCUUUCCUAUUCGUAAGUUUCAACGUCAUAAAGAUACAGAUGAAAUCAUUGAAGGGGAUUUGAUUAUUGAACGUAGAAUUUCGUAUGAUGAUAUUCACGAAAUACAAGAUGGCAAUGGAAAUAGUGUUUUCUUUCAAGAGGAUGAAAAUGGAAAUAUUGUAAGCUACGCUGAUGCUGAUUUGAAUGCAUACUAUAUCGUACGAUCCUUUAGAGGUUAUGUAUUCAUGUUGAUGUAUCCAGACAAAUCCAAUGAAACUUUCGUCUAUGCUAACAAAUCGUUAGUUCAUAAGGAUCAAUGUGGACGAAAAAUGACUUACCAUUUCGAUGAUACAGAGAAACUAACAUUUCGCUAUACAGAGGAUAGUGGUUUCCUUCAUUUUCAAUAUAAUGAAAUUGGUCGGAUAAUAUCCUUACAAAAUCAAGAUACAUCUACCUCACUUUCUUAUAAUGAAAAUGGACGCAUUACAGAAUUAAGGUCUGAAGAAAACACAAUUCAUCAAACAUACGAUAAUCAAAAUCUUCUGAAAAGGUUAAGAAUCUCUGGAGAGCCGUAUGACAUUGAUUAUUCGUAUAAUGAUUAUGGACAGAUUAUGUAUGUUACAAACAGGGCAGAUGAUCAGAUGCUAAUAAGAAUGAUGUACGAUGCCAAUGGGAUGAUUAAACAAAAGACUCUUGGUAACAAUGCGAAAACAGUUUUCACAUACUACGAAAGGAAAAAAUUGCUUAGGACAUUAUCAAAUUAUUACCCAAAUGGGACAAUCUCUUCCAAAUUCCAGUAUAGCUACGACCGGAAAGGAAGACUCUCUGCAAUGACAACGACACAAGGAAAUUGGUCAUUUUCUUAUGACUUAACUGGACAAUUAGUGUUCAUCAAAAAUCCAAUGAAUUUAACGACAACCAUUGUGUACGAUCAAUGUAAAAAUCGUGUCACUGUCUCGCAAAAUGGAAAAACAGACAAUUAUCAACGAAAUGAAUUAAACCAGUACAUUUCUAUUGAUGACUUAGAUAUUGAAUAUGAUAGGAAUGGAAACUUGAUAAAAAAGGGAAAUCUUUCCUUGGAUUUUAACGAGGACAACCGGUUAUCACGUUUUAAUACAACAUCUAACAACUGCACACUUCACUACAACGGGUUUGGGCAUAUUAGAAGAAAAAUAUGCAGAAACAAUAUAGAAAUUUACUCUACAGAUUCAUUUGGUAGAGUAUUGAAACAGAAACAUUCACAAAGAGGGUCAACUGAUUAUCAUAUAUACGAAUCUGAAAUAGGACUGCUUGCAACAAAGAGAGAUGGAGAAUAUUAUUACUACCAGUAUGAUGCUUUUGGGUCUGUUGUGGAAAUUUUAGAUCAUCAAGGGAAUACCAUUAAUAGGAUUUCGUAUGACGCUUUUGGGAAUGUUGUUUACAAUCAAAAUAGAUUUGUAAGUGAAUUCCUCUACCUUGGACAAUGGGGAACAUUAUCAAUUAACGAAUUAUCAGGGAUUUAUUUAGUAAAGGGAAAAUUGUACGACUCGCACCUGGGUCGAUUCCUGAAUAUGGAUAAGCAAGGAAUAUUUUGUCAUAAACCAAACUUAUACAUGUUCAAAGGAAAUAACCCAUUGAGAAUGGCAAACAAUAUAGAGGAUGAAGACAAAUGUCAGAUGAAUGACCCAUAUGUACAUAUGAUUUACACGUCUCCAACCUUUGAUGGAUCAACAUACACAUUAAACACGUAUUCAGAAAAUCACAGAAGGAACAUUAUUGUUGGAAAAACCAUGCAUCGCCGCCAGAAACGGUCUGUUGCAACCUUUAUUAAACACAGUAAAAUAAAUAAAGGGAAUGGACUAAAAGAUGUAUUCGAUAAUACAUUUGACAUAGAAGAGCGUUUAAAGGACAAGUCUUUGUGUCAACAAUACUUCGCUGAUUCAGCACUAACCGAAGGUCUACAUUUCUUGGAAGAUAAGAUUUUCAAAUCUUCGCCUUUUGGACGUGCAUUGGAUUUCGCUACGCUUGCUUACAAACAUGGAGAUUGCAUUUUAUCCCCUUGUGAUUGCUUGGAUAAUGCUAGGCAGUCUUUGCAUGAUUCAUAUAAUGAAGCGAAAAUGAAAAUCAAUUCCUUCAUAACUGACGCCAGAGCGAGAGAGAAUGCCAUGACGAAUUAUUGCAAUGAAUGGAAGCAGACUUGCGUUAGACAGUUUAUUCCGAUAAACUGUGGAAAAGUCAGUCAUUUCCUUAGUGAUCAAUUUAGCCAUUUUAAGGAUGGGUUUAAAAGUAUUUCCGACAAGGUUACAUCAUUAUUCAAUUCUAUGGAGGCUGAAAUCGAAGAUGCAGCACGUGUAGCUUCUGAUGCUUGCCAUGCCUUUGCAAAAAUCGGAGAAGGAUUCAUGCACUGGAUAAAUUCACACGAUCCUAACAAUUUGAUUGGACCGACUGGAUAUGGCGCGGCAAGAUUUAUAUCAAGAAACACUGAAAUGAUCUACACAAUUCAGUUUGAAAAUGAUGCAAACGCUACAGCACCAGCGCAGAGAGUAUACAUAGAAAUGAAAUUUGACAUAAAAUUAAAUCCAAGAACAUUUCGACUUGGGACAUUUGGAUUCGGUAGUUUUCAAACAGAGCUUAAUUUUAGGCAAUCAGCAAUCCAGGAAAAGUUUAACAUGACGGAGGAUUUGGGAGUAUUUGUCGCAAUACGAGGAGGACUGGACAUUGUAAAUAAAAAAGCUUCCUGGGAAUUGCAAGCAAUUAAUGCUAGUACUGGACUGCCUCCAUCGGAUCCAUCAGUUGGUUUUCUUCCCCCAAACAACGGAACAACAGGACAAGGCUUCGUCACCUUCUCCAUUAGACCGAGCUCUGAUGUCAAGUCUUUGGAUAAAAUAACUGCAAAAGCCGUCAUCAUAUUUGACCAAAACGAACCUAUAGAUACGCCAGAAAUAUUUAAUACAAUAGAUGAUACGGCACCAUACAUAAAGAAUUUAACAAUUGACAAAGACGUGUUGGAUUCAGGAUCACUGGUUCUAAACAUGGACGUCAAGGAUGAUGAAAGCGGAUUAGAUUAUGUUAACAUCAUGUUGCAGUCAGAAUCUGGUUAUAUUUCUAUACUUGAUGACGUCAAAGAACAGGCGGUUGUAGUACCCCUUGAGACAGGACAGGAACACACCCUUGUUUUACUCCCCGUUGAUCGCAUUGGCAAUCUUCCAAAUCUAGAAAAAGCAGGGUUGGAAUACUCCUUUACGGUGUAUAUACCAAAACCUAAAGUAAGAUGUGAUGACGUAAACAAUUGUUCUGGCAAUGGACAGUGCCUAAGAAUAAACUACUGUCUGUGUACCAGCGGGUUUUAUGGAACGGAUUGUAGUAGGACUACGCCACCUUUGGAUCCCCCUAUCCUCGAUGUUUUCGUGGGUGAACAGAACAUCUCAGUACCAAUACAUCUCAUGUCAUCAACAGUUUCCAGCGAUAAAGAUGCCCAUAUGAUCAUUAAAUGCAGUGGAUUUCCAGAUCAUUCAUACUUUUCCGCUGGAAGUGUCAUCAGGGAUACUUUGUAUCUUGCAGCUGGUGACUUCGGAGAUGUGGUGUACAUCCCACCAGAUAAUUACAACAACAGCUUCAUUUUAGAUAUAACAGCACUUGUUUUCAUCGAAAGCACUUCAGAAUUUAUAGAAAAGAAAACAAGCAAAACCAUAAAAAUAAGGGAUGCUGUUAAUGACGAUGAACGACAGCAAUACAUCAGGACUUACAUAAGAACGACAAAACCACCACCAACAAGUACAAUUGAAAUGUUUACCAGAAUCAUGUCAUCAAGUACGACAACUCAAAACUUCCCGUCUCGAAAUCCAUCAAUGAUAUUUUCAACACCAGCUGUGUCAAAAUCAACCUUAGGUAUAUCCUCAGCAAUUUCGUCUAUCAAACCUAACAUGUCUAGCAGCACUAUUCCUCCAUUUACAACAGAAUCAUCAAACAAAACUGAUGUUGAAGUAUCGGCUGAUUCUCAUUCGUCUCCUGUUAAGCAAGCAGUGAUCGCGGGAAUAGCUUCCUCUUUUGGAGUCUUGUUGAUCAUUACUGUACUGACAGUGUUCAUUUGUGCAAGAAGGAAAAAUAGGAAUAAGAACAAACACCCGCACCAGGAAAGGAGGGAAACACGGUGGACGGCGGGGGAAUACGACAAUAGCGCUUUCGAAGACAAGAACGACGAAACAGUGAUGUAGUAGAGAGAGUGUGUUUCGAUAACUUAUGUUAUGAUAUGAGCAAGUGUAAAAAUACAUAAUAACGAGAAUUUUUGUAAAUAUUUUAUACGAAGUAUUACUAUUCCAGCAUAUUCCUGUAAUACUUAACAUAUAUUAACAUACAAAUCAUAUGUGUCAUCCAAGUAGACAAUGUACUCUAUGUAAAUUUCAAAUAUUAGGAAUAAGAUAAGAUGUUGUCUAGUAAAAUAUAUACAUGUAUCAUAUAACCAUUUAUUAGUAA
Molecule: messenger RNA, 9252 nt
Organism: Saccostrea cuccullata (small rock oyster)
Lineage: Eukaryota; Metazoa; Mollusca; Bivalvia; Ostreida; Ostreidae
Exons: 21
Coding region: 501-8993 (2830 amino acids)
Biological process (GO): motor neuron axon guidance
Source: RefSeq, a predicted model, not a curated record